Molecule: messenger RNA, 921 nt
Organism: Hyphopichia burtonii NRRL Y-1933
Lineage: Eukaryota; Fungi; Ascomycota; Pichiomycetes; Serinales; Debaryomycetaceae
Gene: ABP140
Product: Abp140p
Exons: 2
Coding region: 1-921 (306 amino acids)
Molecular function (GO): tRNA (cytidine-N3)-methyltransferase activity
Source: RefSeq, a predicted model, not a curated record
AUGACCAUAGAUAGCAUACCGCCAGCCGAAGGGGCUGCAGGUGCCGAAGAAGUGCACGUCACCAAGCCACCGUUGGACUCCAGAAUAGGCAAAGACGAUCCAUUUGUUUUUGGGAAAAGAUACUUGACCAACGAAGAAGAAGUUUUCAGUCAUAAUGCGUGGGACCACGUUGAAUUCGGGGAAGAACAAGUGGAGCAAGCCAAACAGAUGAUUGAGAAGCAAUACGAGAAUCCAGUUGCAGAAUUCGAUAAGACAUUAUAUAAUACGAAUCCUGCUAAAUAUUGGGAUAUUUUUUAUAAGCAUAAUCGAGAAAAUUUUUUCAAAGAUAGAAAAUGGUUACAGAUUGAGUUUCCAACUAUAUAUGAGUUGACAGGAGAAAACUAUAAUAAGCCUGCUACCAUAUUAGAGAUUGGAUGUGGAGCAGGUAAUACGUUUUUCCCAGUAUUGAAUCAAAACAAGAACCCUCAAUUAAAAUUAUUUGGAUGUGAUUAUUCAAAAGUGGCAGUUGAUUUAAUUAAGGAAAACGAGAAUUUUGCACCAAACCAUGAAAAGGGUAUUGCAUACUCAUCGGUGUGGGAUUUAUCUAAUCCAAAUUUUGAAAUACCUGAAGAUAUGGAACCAAACUCAUGUGAUAUAGUUAUAAUGGUUUUUGUUUUCCUGGCUUUACAUCCAGAUCAAUGGAAACAUGCUAUAAAUAAUUUAGCAAAGAUAAUGAAACCGGGUGGUCAAAUUUUAUUCAGAGAUUAUGCAAGAUAUGAUUUAGCCCAACUUCGAUUUAAAAAGGGUAGAUUAUUAGAAGAUAAUUUUUAUAUCAGAGGAGACGGAACAAGAGUAUAUUUUUUCACCGAAGAAGAAAUGAGAUCAAUUUUCACCGAAGAAGGACCUUUUGAAGAAAAAGAAGCAGUUGAAGAUGUAUCGUAA